GCGGCGUGCAUCUGCCUGCGGCUGCCGGGCGCGGGGCGCCGCAGGUAGCCUUCAGUCGGGCGUGCCCCUCUGCGCCAUGCGUCUGCCUGCGGAUGCCACGCGGAGGGGCGCCGCAGGCAGCCCAGCCUUGUCUCGCCUCCCCUUUGCCUCUCGCCUUCCUCGCAGGGCGGUGCGCUGCGCCCAAUGGGGGCAACGGCGCCCGCGCUAGUGCCUCUUCACCGGAGCCCCUUGCCGCGCGUCAGCCUCAGAGCCGUGUUCUGGGCACGCCGGGGGAGGCAAGGAACGUUUCUGGCCCCCCCUGACGUCACCUCUCGACGACGCCUCCACAAACACGCACGAGGCGUGUUUCGCAUCAGAGGCGCAUUCCCAGGCCGAGGGCGAGCGAGGACGCUGCCCGCUCCGCGCACGAGACGCGGGGCACGGCGCGUUCCCGCCGCCUUGCCUGGCCUCUGCACUUCCUCGGACUGCUUGGCAGCUCCUUGGCCGCUUUGCCUGGCCUCUGCACUUCCUCGGACUGCUUGGCAGCUCCUUGGCCGCUUUGCCUGGCCUCUGCACUUCCUCGGACUGCUUGGCAGCUCCUUGGCCGCUUUGCCUGGCCUCUGCACUUCCUCGGACUGCUUGGCAGCUCCGCUGCAGGUAAUUAAUGUGCGCGAGGCGGCGGCGGCGCUGCGGUCAGAUACCCCCCCCCCCGGAUGGGAUGGGGGGGCUGCAGGUAAUGUGCGCGAGGCGGCGGCGGCGCUGCGGUCAGAUACCCCCCCCCCCGGAUGGGAUGGGGGGGGGGCCUCUCGGGCGCCUCUCGCCGUCGGGGCCCCUGUGCGCCUGCUUUGCCACAAGUUUUUUCCCCAGGGUCUGGGCGAACAGCUCGGUUCGUCGGGUUCCCAGACGUGCUCGCGUCGUGAAAAAAAAUAAGGACUGGAGGCUGUUCAUCCCUCAUCGGGUGGGCCGCGCGUGCUGCAAACGUGGAUGCAGACUGCGGCUAAUAUUGCUUUUUGACGGGGAUGGUGGGGGGCG
This is a messenger RNA of Prorocentrum cordatum, 1011 nucleotides long. The record is from the annotation of a GenBank genome assembly. Lineage: Eukaryota; Dinophyceae; Prorocentrales; Prorocentraceae.